AUGUCGCACAGAAAUCCGACGUAUGACACCCAACCUGGUGUUUCCAGAAACAGAGAUGCUACCGUGCCACGAAACACCAGAACACCAGGUUCUCGUCAUGGAGCCCGUCAAUUCGACUCGACACGACCGGCCGCAAGCACACGUCCGGCUUCGCGCUCACCACCCCCUAUGAGGGAGGCUCCUCCGAGUCCCGGUGAAAAGCCUGGUCAAAGACCAACAGCCAUCCCAAGACCAGCAAUGAGAAAUCCUUCCCAGCGGCCUAUCGCAACUGCGAAGAGCACUACUGCCUCUGUCCGAACAACCAAGCCAACUGUACGUUCAGAUCCAAUUUCGCAAGAAGUCCCUUUAGUCAUGGACUCGUACCCGGGACCAAGACGGAGAGACGAACCCUCUAGUAAUAGGAGACUGGUCUACCCUCUGGAUCCCUCAAAUGACGCACAAUCUUCCUUGGAUGUUGAUAAAGAUGCGAUCUUCGGCAUAGUGAUGCCCAGAGCACAUCCGUCCGUUCGCACUGGCGAACUCCCGCCUCGAUUGAUUCCAGAGUUGCAAGCUCUUGCGGCUUCGUCAACACGACAACCACAAACACUUAAUAAAUCUGCAAGCUCGAUCAGCAGUCCAUCAACUCGGCUCUCCAGUUCCCCGAGUCCAUGGAGUCUAUCCACCACAACGACAACUCCGACAUCCUGGUCUUCGGCAUCACCUGGUAUCGUGCAGCAAGUCCCGGUGACAGGUUCCGCAAAGCGGUCGCAAACAGUCCCGCUUCCCGUGGGCAAGCGAGAAAAACAUCCUAAGAUGCCGGCUCUCCCAGAGUCUGUCCCUCGACCCGUCGCCAGUGAAUGGCCGGCAAGCUCGAAAGAGUCUGUGAAGUCAAUUGGCAGGAGGAGGACACCCUUGAAUACACCAGCCCCUACCCCACCCCCAAGGUCUUCGUCUGCGAAGCAUUCCUUGAGUAGGAGCAGUAGCAAAAGCGACAGGCAACGCGUGAGGCCGGAGCAGGAGCCUACGCCGUCCUCAUCCGACCUGGAACGCAGUCCCUCGGCAGCUCGAGGCUACCCAGAUCUGGUAAAUGUCGGAGAAUCACCACAGCACCGCACGCUUGUACGUGCUCAUGCCAAUCUCCAGCAAUCCUUACGUGAGAAACCGCCCAGCGCAAACAAUCAAGCCGCAGGUAUCUUCAACGACCAAAGGGCUGGCGUACUCCACAGUCAACGCUCAGGUUCAACUCGUCGGCACCCGGAUGUAUCGCGUCGGGAUCUCGAGACUCAACCCCAGCCUACUGAAGUCCCGAGGAUACAAGAGAGGGCGGUGCCCUUGGAAGUCCGUCCGAAGACCCCUAAGGACCCAGAAGUUGCAACACAAAGCUCCCCGGGCCGCACAGGGAAAUUCUCUCGCUUCGGAUUGUUCAGUCGCAGAACGAAGUCCCCAGCCGCCGAAGUCGAAAGGUCCCCUCGGAAGCUGCAGCGCCGUGGGCCAGCGGCUGGGACAGGUCAUGAAGCGUAUGGAAAAUAUGGAAGAAGAGGCCGCAAGACGUCCGAAGAGAGCGCUUCAGCUAGAGGAAGCGAGAGCGAAAGGUCUGUGAGCAGCACCAGACGGGUACCGCUUUUCUCCUCAAAAGGCAAGGAGAGCCGCAGUAGCAGCCGCCACAACCGAAGCAGCCAAUCCGAUCUUGACGAGUUCGCAGCGAGUCGAAUGAGGCCUGUUCCUAUCAUCGGUGGCUCUGGCAGUAGCAUGAAGAGCAAUUCUGCGACUCAAUUUGAGACAUAUGACAGCGCUUCCGUUCCACCCGCUCCCGUGGUCGAGACAUGGGGAUUGCCUUCGCAGUCACAGACGUCUAUUGGUCAACAGUCGGUCCAAGACAGCCCGCAGAUCGCUCGAGACCGUGCAUCGAGUCAGGAUAGUGUCCCUACGCUGGCAAUACGGCGAUCGCAACGCUUUGGCAACGACGUAGAGAAUUUCAAUCUCCCGACUCCAAUUCGGACCGAAGGACUUUCAGCGCCAUUGUAUAUCAACAGCCAAGACGACAGCCGUUCUUCAGCCUUUCCGACCUCUACGCCCAGCACAACGACUGAUCCCAGCCGCGGCGAUGCUGCUCUCCAGAAACCGAAGGAUAAGAAGACUAGGAAGCUCAGGUGGAAUAUUUUUCGGAGGAAAGGACCUGAACCAGAACCCGAAACGCCCAUCGGCGCAACUUCAUCUUCGCCCGAGGAGAUGCCAGUCAGCAUAUCCUCAAUUCCUGUCUCUCGACCUAUGCCGUACUACGCCGUGAUGGAUUCCGAGAGUGAAGUCAAUCCACCCGAGUAUGUCGGCGACUACCUCGCGCAAGGUGUCUAUUCGCCAGCGGACAGCCCAUUGAUCGGUGGAUACGAGGCAGAUUUUGCAGAGGCUGAGCUGCAGCCGUCUACGCAUGAGGAUAACGUCUUUCUCCCAACCGCGCCAAUAUCACCCCCGCAGUCUUUUGCGAGGUCGCCGCCAGCAGUGCCGGUGCAAAGCCAGACUGAGCACGUUUCGAUGCAAGUAGAGGAAAUGCCACAGAAACAGCCGCGCCUGAUUCGAGUUGGGAGGAUUCCGCCCGUCGUGCCGAGGAGUGAGAGACAGCAUAAGCCAAGCCGGGCGUCGUUUUCUCAACCGUUCGUCAGGAAUCUUACUUCUGAGAAUCCGUACGCCGGGCCGGACCCCUUUGAAUCCCUGCCGUAUAUGCCACUUCAAAUCAGCACGGAUGUGCUACCGAGCAGACCGUUUGCUACUGUGGACAGCGCCAAACCCGCCAGUGCCCCGGUAUUGGGGGAGACAGAGUUCUUGCGAUUCCCGUCGAGGCAACCGUCGGAAGUCUCCGCAUCUAGCAGCUCAGAAGGAGUUUUAAGUAUACUUGGACCACCUUUGAUUCCAAGUUUGCCCGAUAUUGGCGUCUCUGGACGACCUAAUCUGACGCAAGAUAUCUACUUAACAGGUAGUCCUAGCCUUGACGAGGUCUGGAAUGAGUACGACGAUUUUAUUGACCAUGUCAUGUCGCCUUCUCGAAGCAGGAAAAGUGUCAAGGCCCUGGCACGGCAAGGCAAACAAGUAGCGCUGCCUCAAGAGCCUCCUCCACAAUUCGCGAGGUCGAAUCAACACCCAGAGGAAGAGCAUCCGGACUCCAUCUUGUCAGAAUUUCCUGUGCCUGGCAUGAAAAGACCGCUAUUCGCACAGGCCCCAGCGACUUCAGCCACCCCUCCAGUUGUAUUCCCUCCACCUACGAUGCCUGAGCGCAUCGUAGGGGAGGACAUUCGACUGCGUCGAUCGAGAAUCGUCUCGGCGCUGCAUCCUGGAAGUGACCCUGCGUCGCCCUUCUCGAUUCGCGACAUACUCAGCGAGUACGAAAGUCAUCCACGACACAGUACUAAAGUGUCUGAGCGUCUGAGCACAUCCACAGCGGAUCGCUCCCUCGAGCGCCUGACUACGACAAGCAGUGCGCCUGAGAUGCCUCCGGAAUCGUCUCACCAAGAGAACAUUGCGCUUCUUGAUGUUGUGGAACGAGGCAAAGACCCUGUCGCUCAGUCAGAGCUGCACUAUGCCUCGCUCAUGGUGUCGAAGUGGUUAUCAUUCGGACGAGUUCUAUUCUCGCCUGCCCAUGAUGAUAUCGAAAAAUUCCCGGAGCGCCACAUCCUUGUCAUUGACGGAUUAGGGAACGAAGAUUGGUCAAUCUAUUGUGCAGUGACGUACGAGGCGCAAAAAGCGUAUGUCCACGAUCUCAAGGAGAAGGCCACAUCAAAGGGAAUGAAGACAUCGAAACCGUCCCAACAUGCUCCCGGCAAUCAUCGACGAGCAGAAGUUUCGAGUUUCUAUGACAAGUUCCCAUUCCCACAGGAUUUCUUUUCCGUGGUUGUCCUUCGCUUUCCUCCCGCAAUGGCUGAAGCAAAGAUGAAGAACAUUGUUUCUGAGUGUCGGCGUGUAUUAGCACCAGGUGGCUACCUGGAACUGAUGCUGCUCGAUCUUGAUAUCGUCAACAUGGGCGUGCAGACUCGGAGGGCUGUCCGAGAGCUCAAGUACAGAAUGACCACGGCAGACAAGCAGAUCAGCCUCCGGCCAAUUAUCGACAAUGUCCAGAGCGUGUUGGGCUCGCGGGGGUUCACCAACAUCAGCCGCUGCGUGGUCGGAGUGCCCGUCGCAGGGCGCCCGACAGGAUCUCCCGAUUCGUCGUCAUCUUCGCGCUCGAGUCGAGGAUCGGACGGUUUCCCAAAGCGAGGGUCCGGUGACACGCGGCCGGGAGAUGCGUCUCCACGAAUGACAUUUGGUCAAGGUCAUAGAGGAGCCAACCUAUCUUUGAACGACCUUCUUUCCGACCGCUCAGAUAAUGCGGAUCUCCGCAUCGGAAAGAUCGUUUCAAGGACGGCGCGAACGUGGUGGCAACAUUGCUUCGAAGCCAGCGUUAUUAGCGAUGGGAAUCUCGCCAGAAGCAUUUUCGCCGACAGAAAUGUUCUGGGAGAAUGUAAAGGGCGAGGAUCGAGUUUCAAGAUGCUUAUCGCAUACGCUCAACGACCAAUCGUCGAAUCAUCACGUCGGCGAACAAUGAGUGAGCCAGUGGUCCCAACAUUGGCUACAGCAGGGGGAAGGAUGCAGCAUCAGUCAUCACCCAGCAAUCCACGCACAGCUUGA
Molecule: messenger RNA, 4632 nt
Organism: Fonsecaea multimorphosa CBS 102226
Lineage: Eukaryota; Fungi; Ascomycota; Eurotiomycetes; Chaetothyriales; Herpotrichiellaceae
Exons: 1
Coding region: 1-4632 (1543 amino acids)
Source: RefSeq, a predicted model, not a curated record